CGCCAGCGACCGUCUUGCUCUUGCCGUGGCUAAUUUAACGCGAGCUUGACCGAGUUGUGGCCGCAGAGAGGCCAGAUCGAUCGAGCAUUCGAGCAGUCGGGUCGGACAUUGAAGACUUGCACUAGCAGGGAUCGAGGAGGGGCAGAAGACGAUGGCUGCGCCGGCGCCGCAGCUGGGGCAGCCGAGGCGGCAGAAGGUGAUAGUGGCCGUGGACGAGAGCGAGUGCAGCCGCUACACGCUGGAGUGGACACUGCGGAACCUGGCGCCCACGCUGGCGCCCCCGCUGCUGCUGCUCACCGUGCAGCCGCUCGUCCCCAUCGGCUACGUCUCCGCCGCCUCCUUCGGCGUCCCUCUGGGCACCGUUCCUGUACCUCCGGAGCUCGUCAAGUCGAUGCAGGAGCAGCAGAGGCAUCUCACGCAGGCUCUCCUCGACAAAGCCAAGGCAAUCUGCGCAGACCACGGGGUAGCUGUUGAGACAGUUGUUGAGGUAGGAGAUCCUAAGGAGGUGAUAUGUGAAGCAGCUGAGAAGAGAAAUGUUGAUCUGCUGGUCCUUGGAAGCCACAGUCGUGGGCCUAUACAAAGGUUGUUUAUUGGGAGUGUCAGUAACUACUGCGUGCAUCAUUCUAAGUGUCCAGUUCUUGUUGUGAAGAAUCAGUGUUGAGGUUUCCUUCACACAUCAACUCUCCAGGUCUUUGUAAUUCUGCUUGGGUAUUUAUCAAAAUACGAUCCGCAAUAAUGAAACAAUAAUAAUAAUGUACAGUAUUACUUUUGCCAAGCUCAUUUGGCAAAUAAAGCAGCUUGAUUCUGCGACCGGCAAAA
Phragmites australis (common reed) is the source of this 819-nucleotide messenger RNA. Its product is annotated as universal stress protein A-like protein. The transcript is spliced from 4 exons. The coding region runs from base 152 to 661 and encodes 169 amino acids. The record is from RefSeq and is a predicted model, not a curated record. NCBI's taxonomy places the organism in Eukaryota, Viridiplantae, Streptophyta, Magnoliopsida, Poales, Poaceae.